This is a messenger RNA of Eufriesea mexicana, 1165 nucleotides long. It is a transcript of the gene Polr3H, whose product is annotated as RNA polymerase III subunit H. The transcript has 6 exons. Gene Ontology annotation, molecular function: DNA-directed RNA polymerase activity; DNA binding. The record is from RefSeq and is a predicted model, not a curated record. NCBI's taxonomy places the organism in Eukaryota, Metazoa, Arthropoda, Insecta, Hymenoptera, Apidae. The coding region runs from base 44 to 655 and encodes 203 amino acids. Gene Ontology annotation, biological process: transcription initiation at RNA polymerase III promoter; DNA-templated transcription. Gene Ontology annotation, cellular component: RNA polymerase III complex.
AUUGCAAGCGGAGCUUUACUCGUUUUAAAACAUCGCAAUUCUAAUGUUUGUUCUGGCGGAGUUAAAAGAUACAGUUAGAAUUCCACCAUGGGAAUUUAAACAAAAAUUAAAUGAUGCUAUUACAAAUGAACUCAACAGAAAAUUAGCAAAUAAGGUUUAUCUUAAUAUUGGUCUUUGUAUUGCUCUUCAUGAUAUUACAAAAAUCGAAGAAUCAUAUAUUUUUCCUGGUGAUGGUGCAUCUCAUACUAAAGUAAUAUUUCGUUUCAUUGUGUUUCGUCCAUUUAUGGAAGAAAUAUUAAUAGGUCAAAUACGUAGCUGUAGUGUUGAUGGAGUCCAUGUAACAUUAGGAUUUUUUGAAGAUAUUAUAAUACCACCUCAUAAACUGCAACAUCCAUCUAGGUUUGAUCAAAUGGAACAAGCAUGGGUAUGGGAAUAUAAUACAGGAGAUGGUGAAAAGCAUAAUUUGUUUAUGGAUGCAGGAGAAACCAUACGAUUCAGAGUAGUGAGUGAAACAUUCACAGAGGCAUUACCUACAGGACCAAAUGUGUCUGGGGAGACUGAGAAAUCAGAAGCUAAAAAUAUAUCUCCAUAUACCUUAGGGGGUGCUAUUGAUGAGCCAGGUCUUGGAUUGCUAACAUGGUGGGAGAAUGCCUAAGAAUACAAAAAUAAAUUCAGAUCAAUAAAUUUUUAUUUCACAGCACAUUCCAUCAUGUUAUCGUAUAUCACUCUUAUAAGUUAUAUUCGUGACUAGCGUCGCAUGUGACCCGAUCUCAGAUAGAAUUUUGACUGUGCGAAUAUAUUUAUUUAGUUUUGAUUAGUAACAGAAUUAUUAAUCGUAUAUUUGUACAAUAUAUACAAAGACGUUAUCUUCUAAACAUGUGGUAACACGCAAAAAAUAUUUUCAGUUCGGUAGAUGUCGAGGACAUGUUAAAACGUUACACAGAAGUUGUUCGGUUAGUAUAAGUAUCAACGUAAAAAACGUUGCAUUUAUUCAGCUACAACAGCGGCAUAAAACUUCCUUUCAAUAUUUUAUGUACUGACUCAGAGCAUAAUGUAUAUUUGACAUUGAUUUGUUUUAAAUAACCGUUGAAAUAGUUAACAGUAUUAAACACGUAAAAUACGUUUUUUUCUAUAUUGCGAUAUAUCAUUACAUUUAAUGAAAAAA